AUGACUAUCGAAGACCAACUCACACCCUUCGGGAAACCCAUGUUAAAGCAUUGGCUAUUCGACCCCUCCUACAAAAACCUUAACCAUGGCUCUUUCGGAGCUCACCCGGUCCAAGUCCGCGAUACACAACGUGCUCUUUCCGCCAUUGCAGAUAAGCGACCAGACCCCUACAUCCGGGUCCACCAUCUAGAGCUCCUUAAAGAAGCGCGCGCAGAGAUUGCCGAACUUAUCAACGCCCCGCAAGACGAAUGCGUCUUCCUCAAAAAUGCCACAACGGGCGUCUGGACCGUCCUAUACAACCUAAAUCUUCAGGAAUCUGAAGCACUAAUCUAUUUCGGCCCUGUAUAUGGCGCCGUGGAAAUGGGCAUCGUGUCUCUGCAAGAACACUCCCCGUUCCAGGCCCGGAAGGUCCCUUUCGAGUUCCCUAUCUCCGUGGAUGAGCUGGAGAGCCGCUUCCGCGAAGCAGUUCGCAAGGCACGUGUCGACGGCCUCAAAGUGCGUGCUGCGGUCUUCGAUUCUGUCGUCAGUAACCCGGGUAUCCGGUUCCCGUUUGAGCGAUUCGUGGCUAUAUGCCGUGAAGAGGGCAUUCUGAGUAUCAUUGAUGGCGCGCACGGCGUUGGAAUGAUCCCCCUCGAUAUGAAGGAGCUACAGCCUGAUUUCUUCGUAUCCAACUGCCACAAAUGGCUCUAUACACCCCGUAGCGCAGCAGUGCUAUACGUCCCCAAGCGCAACCAGCACCUAAUUCGCACCACACUCCCCACAUCAUGGGGCUUCAUUGCCGCGCCCACCUCAACCGCGACCGUCGCCUCAGUCCUGCAAGACAAAAACGCACCCAAAACCAAAACCCCCUUCGAAGAACUCUUCGAAUUCGUCGCCACCAGCGACGACUCCGCCUACAUCUGCGUGCCCGCAGCGCUAAAAUUCCGCCGCGAAGUCUGUGGCGGCGAGAAAGCCAUUAUGUCCUAUUGCACCAACUUGGCCAACGAGGCCGCUGACCUGAUCGCCGCCACGCUCGGUACAGAUGUCAUGCAGGAGCCGGACCUGAAGCCGGGCGAGAAGAGUCGUAUGCGCGACUGCUGUAUGGUCACGAUCCGCUUGCCGCUUCGGGUCGCGGGGGAUGGGGCUCAGGCCCAGGGAGGCUCGUGGGUGACGCUUACGCCGGAGGAAGCGCCGCUUAGGGCUUCGUUUAUCGAGCAGACUUUGAUGAAGAAGUUUGAUACUUUUGUACCUGUCUUUCGGCAUGGGCCUUGGCUUUGGACUCGUGUUAGUGGACAGGUGUUUUUGGAGAUUGGGGAUUUUGAGUGGCUGGCGGGUGUUCUGCGCAAUUUGUGCGAGGAGGUUGUGGAGGUUUCGCGCAAGAAUAGGACAAGUAAUAUUUGA
This is a messenger RNA of Penicillium verhagenii, 1380 nucleotides long. RefSeq names its product putative aminotransferase family protein (LolT). NCBI's taxonomy places the organism in Eukaryota, Fungi, Ascomycota, Eurotiomycetes, Eurotiales, Aspergillaceae. The transcript is spliced from 3 exons. The record is from RefSeq and is a predicted model, not a curated record. Bases 1 to 1380 code for a protein of 459 amino acids.